AUGCAAAACGGUGGAAACGGAGUUGUCGCGAUCAGGAGCCGCAGCGCCAGCCGCUGGCGGCCAGAAGAGUUCAGCUCUCCCGAGCCCACGGAGCCCACUCGGAGGGCUCGCAGGGCCCGCACCCCUGCUCGAGGACAGACGAAGCUACGGAAGCAUUACUUCGGGGAUAUCUACCGACAAGGAAACUAUGUUCCUCUUCACCGUGAGCUCUUCGAGAAUCCUCGAGAGAACUUGAAGAGGUGGCUGGCGCCAGCUUUCGUCGCUGCCGUCUCGGCGGGAGGCGGUCUAAAGGAGGCGCUGCGAGAAGAUGCUCCCGGCAUCUAUUCCUUUGAGCUUUUCAACUCAGAGUUCUGUGAAAAGCUGCUGGAGGAGGUGACCCACGCUCAGCAGACCGCCCGCGAGGCAUUGGAUCGGCCUAACGGCAUGAACAGGUAUGGUGUGGUUCUCAAUCAACUCGGUUUGGAGCCACUCAUCACCGAGCUUCAGCAGGAGUAUCUCAUGCCGCUGAUGAUGGCUUUGUAUCCACAAGAAGCUGAUGGGUGUCGCGAUCAUCAUUGUUUCAUCGUGAGGUACAAGGCUGGUGAAGACGUGGGCCUGGACAUGCAUGAGGAUGAUGCCGAUGUCACCCUCAACGUAUGCCUUGGAAGAGAGUUUUCUGGCGCGACUUUAACUUUCUGUGGAUUGGUCGCUGAUGCGAAUCACCGAAAGAUGCAGUACACCUACUCGCACGAGAAGGGCCGCGCGGUCCUUCACCUAGGGCGACAGCGUCACGGUGCAGAUGACAUCGCGUCGGGAGAGCGGGUGAACUUCAUCCUCUGGUCCGUCAGUGAGAAGUACCGUUCGUCGGAGGCCUAUCAGAACCACCGGCUGCGAAGCUCAUCCGCGGAUCCUCCGGACAGAAUUUGCUUGUCCUACACGCACGAUCGCGACUACACCAAAUUCCUUCCUAAGCCAACGAAGGCGCAGGCCAUCUCGCGAGGGGUUAUGCUGGACGUGGUGGAGCGAAGACUAGAGGUUUACAAUCGGCCAGUGCUGGACCUCUCUCGCCCGAUCGACGAGAUCAACUCCGUGCCUAGCGUUUGCUUGUUCCUGGAGGGUCUGCCUCCGUACAGGCAGCAUCAGCUUUUCCAAUCACUCAUGGAAAUCGCAGAGGAGGUGCAUGACUCCGUUGGCAAGCAGGACGGAGAAGUGCCCUCCAUUCUGUUCUUUGUGGCGGUGCAGCCGUCGGGUGCCGUGCCACAGGUUCGAGAGCUUUGUGCUGUGACUGCCAGCCCAGCGCUUGCCAUCCUGGAUGUGGACAAAGAAAAGCGCUAUCGCUGGGAGUCUGACAAGGACUUAGAGGCUCCUGUUCUACGAGACUUUGUUCGCGAAUUCCGCGAUGGUAAGCUGAAGGCCGAAGUCAUCGGGAGUCCGGAAGCCGAGCCGCCUGCUGAGCCCAUGGAGGCCGCGCCAGUGGAGGCCCCGUCGGGGCCUUCCGCCAGCACCUCCUCUACGGGAUCUCGGUCACCUACCGAGGCGCCCAGAACGAGCUGCAAUCUGCUGUGA
Messenger RNA from Symbiodinium sp. CCMP2592, 1545 nucleotides. Lineage: Eukaryota; Dinophyceae; Suessiales; Symbiodiniaceae. The record is from the annotation of a GenBank genome assembly.